Zea mays is the source of this 945-nucleotide messenger RNA. RefSeq names its product Dephospho-CoA kinase. The record is from RefSeq and is marked validated. Lineage: Eukaryota; Viridiplantae; Streptophyta; Magnoliopsida; Poales; Poaceae. Bases 388 to 795 code for a protein of 135 amino acids. Gene Ontology annotation, biological process: coenzyme A biosynthetic process. The transcript has 4 exons. Gene Ontology annotation, molecular function: dephospho-CoA kinase activity; ATP binding.
AAAAAAAGCCCCGACGGACCCGCUCCCUUCAACUAACCCAUCGCUGCCGCCGAGCGCCUUCGACUGCGGCACCUCCAGCGAGAGGGGGGAACCCGAGGAGAUGAGGCUGGUCGGCCUGACGGGCGGGAUCGCGUCCGGGAAGAGCACUGUCUCCAACCUAUUCAAGGACGCCGGCGUCCCCGUCGUCGAUGCAGACAUCGUUGCUCGGGAUGUAGUGCAGAAAGGCACUGGAGGUUUGGAAGAAGAUUGUAAAAAGCCUUCGGGAAUGAUAUUUUGUUGGAGGGUGGAGAAAUUAACAGAGCUUACUUAGGACAAAUUGUCUUUUCUGACCCAUCAAAACGUCAACUUCUGAACCGUCUUCUGGCGCCACAUAUUUCUUGGGGCAUAAUGUGGGAGAUGGCAAAACUAUGGAUGAAAGGAUACAAGGUUAUCAUCCUGGACAUCCCGCUGUUGUUUGAGACCAAGAUAGAUCGAUGGACAAAUCCAGUAACUGUGGUCUGGGUUAACCCAGAAACCCAGAUUCAGAGGUUGAUGUCAAGAGACGGGUGUUCUGAGGAACAAGCUCAGAACAGGGUCAACGCACAACUUGCGUUGGACUGGAAGAGGUCGGAAGCCGACAUAGUGAUCAACAACUCUGGAUCACUGGAUGACACCAGACUGCAGUUCCAGGAUGUCUUGAGGAAAGUUUCUGAGCCAUUAACAUGGAAGGAACGCUUGAGAUCCCGAGAUGGCCUGAUCUCCGUUGUCGUGUGUACGGCAGUGGGCGUAUUGCUUGCUCGGAAGAAUCUACUAUGAUUCUGAUAAGGUUCAGGAAGCUAAGAACAGUGAUAUGUCGUUUUAGAGUAGAGGACGUACACAAUUAAGCUUGUCUGGUGCCUGUGCCUGACAAGGAAAUUGAACGGCUGUAUGUGGAGCUUUGAUUGAUGAAAUAAUUUUUUUGUUUGA